This is a messenger RNA of Rhagoletis pomonella (apple maggot), 606 nucleotides long. RefSeq lists its product as uncharacterized. The record is from RefSeq and is a predicted model, not a curated record. The transcript has a single exon. The coding region runs from base 1 to 606 and encodes 201 amino acids. Lineage: Eukaryota; Metazoa; Arthropoda; Insecta; Diptera; Tephritidae.
AUGUACGAGUAUUUAAAACGUGAAUUAUUAAAAUACUUCGGGGAAAGUCAGCAGCGCAGAAUCCAGCGCUUGCUCGAAGAAAUGGUGCUGGGCAAUCAACGACCCAGUCAGCUGUACAACGCCAUGCUACGUGUAGCAGGAAAUUCCUUUUCCGAAGAUGCGCUUCGUGCAAUGUGGAUCCAACGUUUGCCAGAACUCGUUCGUGCAUCUAUAAUUGCACGAGAAGGCCCAAUAGACGUACAGAUAGCAGUUGCCGACGCAGUAAUGGAGACGGUAUCCCAGCGUCAAGUUUGUGCUAUCUCGGAAACAUCGGCGUCAACUGCUCCGUCAACAGAGGUAGCAACUACGUUGGCGAAAAUCACAAGCGCCGUUCAUCAAUUGCAAAAAAGGUUCGACGAUUUGAAUACUCGAGGGCGCAGUCAUCGUCGCAAUCCUCAACGCACCCGUUCACGCAGCCGUCGCUGCAGCAGUCAGCGUUCUGAGCCGCCAAAUUCUCAGGAAUGUUGGUAUCACCAAACAUUUGGGGACGCAGCAACUUGCUGCCGCAGCCCCUGCGGUCGACGCCAACGAGGUGGUGCCGAGCAUGAGAGCAGCAGGCGAGAUUGA